Molecule: messenger RNA, 1253 nt
Organism: Cyclopterus lumpus (lumpfish)
Lineage: Eukaryota; Metazoa; Chordata; Actinopteri; Perciformes; Cyclopteridae
Gene: ucmab
Product: upper zone of growth plate and cartilage matrix associated b
Exons: 5
Coding region: 11-406 (131 amino acids)
Biological process (GO): regulation of osteoblast differentiation; embryonic skeletal system development
Cellular component (GO): extracellular matrix
Source: RefSeq, a predicted model, not a curated record
CGAGCUGAAGAUGUCCUGGACAUAUGCGACCCUGCUGGCUCUCCUCACUGUGCUUCUGGCACUUUCCUGGUCUCCAGAGGCCGGGUUUGCAGCUGUGCCCGGCAGCACAGGCAGCGCUAAAGAUCCACAAGGUCCGCUGAAAAAGAUCUUCAUGAAGGAGGCAGACGCCUCAAACUUCUUCAGAAGGCGCAGCAGACGGGGUGCAAAGUCUCAGGAUGAGAUUAACGCUGAGCAGAGGCAAAUUCUGGCUGCAGAUGAGCGGAAGAGAGAGUUUCACGAGGAGAAGAGGAACGAAUUUGAGAGCUUCGCUGAAGAGGAGCAUGAUGAACAAGACGAGAGGAGCAGAGAGAGCACCGAGCAGUGGAGGGAGUUUCGCUACGACGGGAUGCAUCCUCCUCAGGAGUAAAACCGUCAGUCCCGUGAGAGAGGAGAGAGGUGAUGCUGUGAGUGCUUAAAGAAACAUCUUGAACUACACAACGAGGCCACUCUCCACUGAGUCGUGACAUUUAUAUAGUAGAGAUAUCAGCUGUGAGACUUUCAGCUUGUUUUUCACCCUUGAGUUGUUCACAUUGACUUGUACCUCACUGAUGUAUGUGUAAGUAACAGUAAUAGUAAUAAUUGCAAACACCUUUUUUUCCUUUUCUUUUGACCUAUUGAAUUAAAACACAAUAUGUAGAUAUAGUUGAAGUGCCUUUAUCUUUGCAACAAACUGGGCUUGCACAUUUUGACACAGUUCAGAAAUGGCCAUGAACCGUUGUCAUUACUCAUAAGGGAUGUCUUAUAUGUAAUGGGUUAGGGGAAAAAAAACAAAAAAAUUAAGUCAAUUUAAUAUUAUAGUGGACUGAGACAAAUGUAAACUGCAGGAUUUGCUAAAAAAUAAAUAAAGUAAUUCACAGCAUGUUGCCCUGAAUAGUGAAGUUAUUCGUGUUUAGGAUUAUUUAGAGCCCAUAAAGAUAUCUGUUGGAGCAAACUGUUAUAUAAGUCCAAUUACAGAAAUCCAAACAGACUUGUUCAGGAUUAUGGAGGGAUAGUGCUGCAUAAAGAGUUCUGUCAACACCAAUCAUAAUUAUAGAGCAGAUGGAAAUCCGUUGUGUUUAACAGCUGUGGUCUCUAAAUCCUGACCACACUAAUGCAUCAUUUUCUGUAGCAGACACGUUCAAAAUCAUGUUUAUAAGCAAUUCUAAUAAAAGUCAUUAAGUAUCGAGAUAGUAAAACAAUAUUAAGUAGGCCUGGGUAAAAUAGAUGUGCAAUGA